UCACUGGUUCGAAUCCGGUAGGUCGGAUUUUUUUAAAAAGUUUCAGUUUUAAUUUUUUGCCAAAUCUCAAUCCCACCUGUGCCUUUUCGCUAAAACAGAACACAUAUACAAAAGCCUCUCUCUAACACUCUCUCAGUUGAAUCCAAAAUUCAAUGGCUUGGCGCCUGGUCCUGACCAGAACCAACACCAAAACCCAAACUCUAAACCCCAACUCAAACCCAUUUCUCUCACUCUUCUUCACCUCCCCAUUCUCCACUUCCUUUCUCGUCACCAAAACCCCCAAAAAGUUCAAGAAAAAACGCAAGCGAAACAAAGAAUCCCCACGCACAAAACACGUCCAAUCCAACCCAAACCUAAUCCCCCACUUCGAGCGCAUCGUCGAGCGCGACUCCCACUUCCGAUUCGCCACCAAAUCCAAGACCUUCCUCUCCUCCCAACCCGAACACGUCCUCCGCCUCGACGACGCCGGCAAGCUCCACCGCGAGCUCGGCUUCCCUCGCGGCCGCAAGGUCUCCCGCUCCAUCCUCCGCCACCCUCUGCUCUUCCAAACCUACCGCCACACCGACUCCAAGAUGUGGUUCGGGUUCACCGACUUAAUGGAAGACCUGCUCCUAGAAGAGCAAGCCAUUUUCAAUUCCAUGGAGUCCCAGCGCGUCACCACGGUUCGGAAAUUGCUCAUGAUGUCUGUUAAUAAGCGCAUUGCUUUGAGUAAAAUUCACCAUUGUAGGCAGAUUUUCGGGAUUCCUGAAGAUUUUCGUGACCGGGUUUUGAAGUACCCGGAUUUCUUUCGGGUUGUGGUUGAGGGAGAUGGGAGGAGAGUGCUUGAAUUGGUGAAUUGGGAUCCUUCUUUAGCUGUUAGUGCAUUGGAGAUGGAGUUUAUGGUUGAUGAGGAUAAGGCUAAGAGGGCAUUUAAGUUUCCAGUGAAACAUGGGAAGGAUUUGGAUUUGGAUUUCGACGAUUCCCGGAAGCUUAACUUGUUGAACACGCUUCCGUUGGUUUCGCCUUAUUCCGGGGAUGGUUCGAAGUUGGAUGUUUGGACAUUGGAGGCGGAGAAGUAUAGGGUAGGGGUUUUGCACGAGUUCUUGAGCUUGACAUUGGAGAAGAGGGCGUCUAUACAUCACAUUGUGGAGUUUAAGGAGGAGUUUAGUUUGACUAGACAUACUUAUCAGAUGCUUUUGAAGCAGCCCAGAACGUUCUAUUUGGCGGGGACCGAGAUGAACUGGGUUGUUUUCUUGAAAGAUGCUUAUGAUGAAAAUGGGGUUUUGAUCAACAAGGAUCCCCAGGUGGUUUUCAAUGAGAAGCUGUGUAGAUUAGCUGAAAUGCAGGAAAUGGAGCCAGGUUUUUGCCUCUAGAAGAACUGAAUUAUAGAUAAGAGUUUAAGCUAUACGAGUGUACUUGGAUUUCGUAUCAAUCAGUCUAUGUUGGGAUUGAGAAGGUUCAUUCUUAGGUGCUUUGCUUUUACUAAUAAAGUAGCACACCAAGGAAACUCAAUGCGUUUUAGUAUUGUAGAAAUGUAAGUUAACACACAACAGUUGACAGAAUUAAACUAAAGCAAAUGAAAAGAUCUACUAGGAAGUAGGAUCCAUGUAGGGGCAAGGACACAGUGUCAGCGAAGGUGUUUACAGGCUAGGCAUUCAUCCUACGAGGACUACAUGUGUAUGGUAAAUCAUGUAGCAGCAGUGCACAAGCUAGGAUAUUCAUUUAAUUCUCCAUUGCUUUGGACAUCUGAUGUAGAAGGUAAGGGUUGUGAGGUCGCUCCUUAAUUUCUCUUGAUUGGUAUUUCUGAUGACUUUCAUUUUUGCCAAAGAAAGUACUUAACAUGUUUUGCAACAAAAUCCUGUUGGCUUAUGUUUUUUCCAUAAAUCUAUCGGCUUAUGUUUUGGAGUUACC
This is a messenger RNA of Quercus robur (English oak), 1890 nucleotides long. Its product is annotated as protein WHAT'S THIS FACTOR 1 homolog, chloroplastic. Gene Ontology annotation, molecular function: RNA binding. NCBI's taxonomy places the organism in Eukaryota, Viridiplantae, Streptophyta, Magnoliopsida, Fagales, Fagaceae. Bases 153 to 1352 code for a protein of 399 amino acids. The record is from RefSeq and is a predicted model, not a curated record. The transcript is spliced from 3 exons.